GAAUGGACGAAUGAGCGAGGGAGACUCGACGGCAAUGGUCAUAGUGACCAGUGCGAGGACCCAUACAAAAAUACCGCGAGGAAGUGUUGUGGGGGCUGAUGAGAAACUAUCUCUGCCCGUACUAUGUUCUCGGCCAGCAGAAGAAUUGCCAAGCUACGUUCCAGCUCUGAUGGAAAAGUUUAGUGAACUUGGCCUCAAAUCGUACAUAAAGGAAGACAGACAUAAUAAAAAACGUCCCUUCUUUGUGUUGCGAGAAUAUUGCUCGUUCGAUAUGUCUGAGGAGCAGGGAGAGAAGGGAAGGUUCGCGGUUGGCACGAAACGUCUUCACAAAGGAUGUUCGGCAUUUUUGAAUGGCUAUGCUGCGUCACCACUUGACUUCAAGAAUGUCAAAGAUUUUAAAGAUAUCCUCAAAGAUGAAAAAGUAAACAUAGUAUCAGUCCCUGGACGACGGAAAAAAUCAGAAACAGAAUUGGAGAAUGAAGAAACUUGUGAAAAAGGAGCAAAAUAUCUAGAAAGGAAUCAUUUUGAGUUCAUUUCUCAAGAUGAAAAGCCGAAGUCUGCCGCUGAGAAAUCUGCUUGGGAUCCGAAAAAACCGGAUCGUACGUGUGCUGAUACACCACGGAUCGCACUGGGAUUCUCACAAAAAGGUCUUGUUGACAUUCCAGCAACUGCCCGUCACUUCACAGUUUGCACUUAUGGAGCAGCACCUCCGAAGGUUGAUGAGAGUAAACUCUGUCAUUUUGCUGCUACUUUCGAAAAUGGAAAAUGCAAAUGCAAAUCUGGCACUGGCACCACAAACAUUGAAAAACGUUUCAAACUAUCGGAUUCUGACAAAAAAUUAGCAAAUGACGGAAAAUUGUGCCUAGAUUGCGAAAUGGAAACAUAUCAUUCUCUCGUCAUACUGUUGGACUUUGCCAAUGAUGGUGGCAAGGCUGACAUAUUCGCAGACAUCGCCACACAGAUGAUAUUUCCUUUUUUUGCUACUGAAUCUUAUAUCACUUUGAUAGCUUGGGGUCCAAAUUAUGACUUCCAAAGUAGGGAUCGUUACGGACUUGCUGAUGACGGAAAGAAUUACGAUUAC
Cylicocyclus nassatus is the source of this 1081-nucleotide messenger RNA. NCBI's taxonomy places the organism in Eukaryota, Metazoa, Nematoda, Chromadorea, Rhabditida, Strongylidae. The record is from the annotation of a GenBank genome assembly.